Messenger RNA from Melitaea cinxia (Glanville fritillary), 973 nucleotides. RefSeq lists its product as uncharacterized. The transcript has a single exon. The record is from RefSeq and is a predicted model, not a curated record. Lineage: Eukaryota; Metazoa; Arthropoda; Insecta; Lepidoptera; Nymphalidae. Bases 194 to 862 code for a protein of 222 amino acids.
UGAUGUGAUGCUUUUAUUGUUUGCUUAUUUAAUCUGUGAGAUAUUAGAAAUAUGGUAUUUACCAUACAGUCUCCUAAAUACAUAUUUUUGUAGUUUACCAAUAAGUAACUGUGACUUGUUUUAAUUCCUUUGAAAUAUUAUAAUUUAUUUCAUACAAUGAUUUUGUGGAUAUUGUUGUCAUUAAAUAAUCAGUAUGGGUGAUCUAAGGGCCUCCGAUAGUUCGUGGAACAAAAUGGUGAUAGCAAAAUCAAACAAUAAAUGGAUUUCUACUAUAAAAUCUGAACCUGUGGACUCUGUUGUUAAUACAAUGAAUACUACAAAUUUGUCCGUUGGUGAAAGUGACUUUGACCUAAAAAAUAUAAAGAAAGAGAAUGAAGCCGUCAAUGAUACUAGCAGUCAAGAAGAACGUGAGGAUGAAUCUUUGUUGCAAGAGAGGGAUCCGCUUAUUAUUGAUAGUCCUUCGAAAAGGAAUAGAAGACAAAGUUCAGGACCUAAAAAUGAAACACCGGAAGAAAGAGCGGCUAGGCUUGCCAAAAUGUCUGCUUAUGCAGCCAGAAGGCUCGCAAACGAAAGUCCCGAUCAACGCGCUCUCCGUUUGAGACGUAUGUCAGAGUAUGCGGCCCGGCGUCUCGCCCAAGAAACUGGCGAACAGAGAGCGCGGCGACUGGCUCGCAUGUCAGCAUAUGCAGCCAAAAGGCUCGCCAGUGAGAGCCCCGAACAAAGACAAGCGAGAUUAGCCAGAAUGUCUGCAUAUGCUGCGAGAAGACUAGUUAUGAAAAAAAUUAGCGCUAAAUCUAGUAGUAAUCCCGAAGCUACAAAUGUUGGUUACAAUGCAAUGAGUAAUAUGCCUAACCAAAGUUGAGAUUUUAUCACAGUCGGUUUGAAGUAAUCGCUAAAGAAACCUACCUAUAAACCUUAAUAUAAUGUUAAGAAAAUGCUAUUUUUAGAGUAUUCAAUAUAUUGUCAUAUAUAU